Molecule: messenger RNA, 1424 nt
Organism: Scophthalmus maximus (turbot)
Lineage: Eukaryota; Metazoa; Chordata; Actinopteri; Pleuronectiformes; Scophthalmidae
Gene: taf8
Product: TAF8 RNA polymerase II, TATA box binding protein (TBP)-associated factor
Exons: 8
Coding region: 137-1087 (316 amino acids)
Biological process (GO): transcription initiation at RNA polymerase II promoter
Cellular component (GO): transcription factor TFIID complex
Molecular function (GO): protein heterodimerization activity
Source: RefSeq, a predicted model, not a curated record
CGUCACGCGACUCGCGCCGUGUUUACUAAACGGCGGCUAACCGGCUCGUCGGAGCGAAAAUAAAUAAGUUGCUGUCACCCAGGGAAAAAACCCAACAACGAUUCAUUGAACCAGGCCGGGGUGCAGAUACACACGGAUGGCGGAUCCCGCGGUGGCAUCGGGAGGUUCGCUGCACUUAGGAGGGCGUGGCGGGAGUGGGAGUGGAGGUGGUGGAAGUGGUGGUAAAGCAGCUACCAGCCCUGCGGAGAACUACUACCUGGCCAGACGUCGCACGCUGCAGGUUGUCGUCAGCGCCCUGCUGACCGAGUGCGGCUUCGAGAGCGCAGAGAAGGCGGCGGUGGAGACGCUCACCGAGAUGAUGCAGAGCUAUAUAUCAGAAAUCGGUCGCUGCGCUAAAGCUUAUUGUGAACACACGGCCAGAAGCCUUCCAACCCUGCCGGAUACAGUGGUCACGCUCGUUGAAAUGGGUUUCAACGUGGACACGCUGCCUGUGUAUGCAAAGAGGUCGCAGAGGAUGGUUAUAACUGCCCCUCCGGUGACGAACCAACCCGCGACUCCCAGAGCGCUGUCGGCCGGGCAGAAGCGCACGCAUCCGUCUCACAUCCCGAGCCACUUCCCAGAGUUCCCCGACCCUCACACCUACAUCAAAACACCAACGUUCAGAGAGCCCGUGUCAGACUACCAAGUGGUGAGAGAGAAGGCCGCAUCACAGCGGCGAGACGUGGAGCGAGCGCUCACACGCUUCAUGGCCAAGACUGGAGAAACCCAGAGCCUCUUCAAAGACGACGUCACUGCCUUCCCGCUGAUCGCAGCCCGGCCGACCACCAUCCCGUAUCUCAGCGCCCUUUUGCCGUCGGAGCUGGAGCUGCAAACUCUGGAGGAGACGGACUCGUCUGAGCAGGACGACCAGACGGACAGUGAGAACGCAACGGGAAACAACAUCAGUGACGACCCAGGAGCCGACAAAGAGAACUCCAUGCUUCCUCCCGGUGGUGUCGCUCCCGCCGCAAAGGCCAGCGAGGACAACGUGAUCGACAACCCGUACCUCCGGCCGGUCAAGAAGCCCAAAGUGAGGAGGAAGAAAUGAGCCGGGGAUCCCCGACCCGAAACAAACAGACUCAGAUUUGCCGCAGCGGUCGGUGCUUUGAGCAGUCCAGUCGCUGGUUCCCUCCACAGAGAGGAGGCCUGCUGGGUGUCGGCCGAGACCAGCGGCUGCUGUGGACUUUUGGCACCCUGACUGACUGACUGGCUGCUAUUGACUUUUUUUGUGUGUUUACAUGUCAUUUUUAUUUCAAGAGACACUCGCUUUGUUUAAAAUUAGCUUGAAAGCAACAUCAGAGUCUGAUAUAAAAAAACCCCCACAGGAAUCCAGUCAUUUUGUGAAUAAAGAAAACUAAGUUUCUUUUCUUUUUUUUGAAAACUGA